This is a messenger RNA of Vicugna pacos (alpaca), 11556 nucleotides long. Lineage: Eukaryota; Metazoa; Chordata; Mammalia; Artiodactyla; Camelidae. The record is from RefSeq and is a predicted model, not a curated record.
GUUUACAGUUUGUUUUCAGCUUUUUAUGAAUAAAGCUGCUAUGAAUGUUAAUUGCAUAUGUCUUCUGGUAGACAUAUGUAGUCAUUUCUCUUAUAUAAAUACCUAAGAGUGGAAUUUUGGGGUCAUUAGUAGAUUUUUGUUCAGUCUAAGUAGAUACUGCCAGUUUUCCAAAGUGAAUGUGCUGUUUCACACUAUCAGCAUUGUACAAGAAUUUUAUAUGUUUGUAUCAUCUUUAACACUUGGUAUUGUCCGUUGAAAUUUUUUAGCCAUUCUGGUAGGUGUGUGGUGGAUUCCCAUUGUCAUUUUAAUUUAAAUUUCCCUCAUGCGUAGUGAUAUCAUGUAACUCUUUAGUAAACAUAUAUACUUUUGGCCAUUUUGUUAUCCUCUUUUGUGUAAUGUCUUUUCAAGUCUGUUGUCCUUUUUUUAUUGAGUUUUUUGUCAAAGAAGAAAUCCAUAAGUGGAUGACCAGCAGCUGUGAGGAGGGUGGAGGAAGGCAAAAUCGAAGCUGGAGACAGAGAUCAGUUAAAAGGUUACUGUGUGAUCCAGGUUAUAUUUCACACUAUGUGCUGACUAUUUACAGAAGAUAUUAAAAAAAAAAAAAGAUAAACUUUUUUCAAAGAUUUUGAUUCCAGUGGAAUCUUUGCUUUAGAUUUUGUGUGUGUGUGUGUUAGUGAAUUGUAACUACAGAAGCAAUGCCUGUACAAGCUCCACAGUGGACGGAUUUCCUCUCCUGUCCAAUUUGCACUCAGACUUUCGACGAAACAAUUCGAAAGCCCAUCAGUUUGGGUUGUGGCCAUACUGUCUGCAAGAUGUGCCUGAAUAAACUCCACCGCAAGGCUUGCCCGUUUGACCAGACCACUAUCAACACAGACAUUGAACUCCUCCCGGUAAACUCAGCAUUGCUGCAGCUAGUGGGUGCUCAGGUCCCUGAGCAGCAGCCCAUUACUUUGUGUAGUGGAGUUGAAGAUACAAAGCAUUAUGAGGAAGCCAGGAAAUGUGUAGAAGAAUUAGCACUGUACCUGAAACCACUCAGCAGUGCUAGAGGAGUGGGUCUGAAUAGCACUACUCAGAGUGUUCUGAGUCGCCCGAUGCAGAGGAAGCUGGUGACUCUGGUCCACUGCCAACUGGUGGAAGAAGAAGGCAGGAUUCGUGCCAUGAGGGCAGCUCGAUCUUUAGGUGAACGAACAGUUACAGAGCUCAUUCUCCAGCACCAGAAUCCUCAGCAACUCUCUUCCAAUCUUUGGGCAGCAGUCAGGGCUAGGGGCUGCCAGUUCCUUGGACCAGCAAUGCAGGAGGAAGCUCUAAAGCUGGUUCUCCUGGCCUUGGAAGAUGGUUCUGCUUUGUCAAGAAAAGUAUUGGUUCUCUUUGUGGUACAAAGGUUGGAGCCACGGUUUCCUCAAGCCUCUAAAACUAGCAUUGGGCAUGUUGUCCAGCUCCUUUAUAGAGCCUCUUGCUUCAAGGUCACCAAACGUGAUGAAGACUCUUCUUUGAUGCAGUUGAAAGAAGAAUUUAGAACCUACGAAGCUCUGCGGCGAGAACAUGACUCCCAAAUAGUGCAGAUUGCGAUGGAAGCAGGCUUACGGAUUGCACCAGACCAAUGGUCCUCUUUGCUUUAUGGAGACCAGUCUCACAAAUCUCAUAUGCAGUCCAUUAUUGACAAGACCCCAGCCUCUUUUGCACAAAGUGUUCAGGAACUAACAAUUGCUCUCCAGCGGACUGGAGAUCCAGCAAACUUGAACCGACUAAGACCCCAUUUGGAGCUAUUAGCAAACAUUGACCCUAGCCCAGAUGCUCCUCCUCCUACUUGGGAACAGCUUGAAAAUGGGCUGGUUGCUGUGCGUACAGUGGUGCAUGGGCUGGUUGAUUAUAUCCAGAAUCACAGCAAAAAAGGAGCAGAUCAACAGCAGCCUCCACAGCAUAGCAAAUACAAAACAUACAUGUGUCGAGACAUGAAGCAGAGAGGAGGAUGCCCUCGAGGGGCCAGCUGUACAUUUGCACACUCACAGGAGGAACUGGAAAAAUUUCGUAAAAUGAACAAACGUUUGGUUCCCAGAAGACCCCUGAGUGCCUCUUUGGGUCAACUUAAUGAGGUGGGCCUGCCUUCAGCAGCUAUCCUUCCGGAUGAAGGUGCAGUGGAUUUGCCCAGCAGAAAGCCCCCUGCUCUGCCAAACGGAAUUGUAUCAGCAGGGAAUCCAGUAACACAGCUGAUCCCACGAGGGACAGACCCCAGCUACGAUUCUAGUCUGAAACCAGGAAAAAUAGAUCACCUGAGCAGUAGUGCCCCUGGAUCACCUCCUGACCUGCUAGAAUCUGUCCCUAAGAGUAUUUCUGCCUUGCCUGUGAAUCCACAUCCUGUACCUCCACGAGGGGCGUCAGACCUGCCCCCUAUGCCUGUCACCAAACCACUUCAGAUGGUUCCACGAGGUUCUCAGUUAUAUCCAGCACAACAGGCAGAUGUUUAUUACCAGGAUCCUCGAGGAGCGGCCCCACCAUUUGAACCAGCACCUUAUCAGCAGGGUAUGUAUUAUCCUCCACCACCACAGUGUGUGUCUCGCUUUGUCCGACCUCCACCAUCUGCUCCUGAACCUGGUCCUCCCUACUUGGAUCAUUAUCCACCCUACCUGCAAGAUCGUGUAGUAAACUCUCAAUAUGGCACACAGCCACAACAGUACACAGCUAUGUACCCACCACACUAUGAUGGCCGUCGAGUAUACCCUGCUCAGUCUUACACAAGAGAGGAGAUUUUCCGAGAAAGUCCUAUACCCAUUGAGAUUCCACCUGCAGCAGUACCAUCCUAUGUACCAGAAUCCAGAGAAAGAUACCAACAGAUGGAGGGGUACUAUCCGGUGGCUCCUCAUCCAACUCAAAUCAGACCUGCGUACAACAGAGAGCCUCCUUAUAGCCGGCUUCCUCCUCCUCCCCAGCCCCAUCCUAGUCUAGAUGAGCUACAUCGAAGACGAAAGGAAAUAAUGGCCCAACUAGAGGAAAGGAAGGUUAUCUCUCCACCUCCUUUUGCACCUUCACCAACGUUGCCUCCUACCUUCCAUCAAGAGGAAUUUUUGGAUGAAGACUUCAAGGUAGCUGGGAAAUACAAAGGAAAUGAUUAUAGCCAGUACUCACCCUGGUCAUGUGACACCAUCGGCUCCUACAUUGGAACCAAAGAUGCAAAACCCAAAGAUGUUGCGGCAGCAGGGAGUGUGGAAAUGAUGAAUGUGGAGAGUAAAGGAAUGAGAGACCAGCGAUUGGACCUUCAGAGAAGAGCAGCAGAAACCAGUGAUGAUGAUCUCAUCCCGUUUGGAGACCGACCAACAGUAUCUCGGUUUGGUGCCAUCUCUCGAACUUCCAAAACAAUAUAUCAGGGUGCAGGCCCAAUGCAGGCUAUGGCACCUCAGGGAGCUCCCACAAAAUCUAUUAACAUUUCAGAUUAUAGUCCAUAUGGAACCCACAGUGGCUGGGGAAGUUCUCCAUAUUCACCUCAUCAAAACAUACCUUCUCAGGGACACUUCAGUGAGAGGGAGAGAUUAUCUAUGUCAGAAGUGGCCAGUCAUGGAAAACCUCUUCCAUCUGCUGAGAGGGAACAGCUACGACUAGAAUUGCAGCAACUAAACCAUCAAAUCAGCCAGCAGACCCAGCUACGUGGACUAGAGGCUGUUAGUAAUAGGCUGCUGUUGCAGAGGGAGGCGAACACCCUGGCAGGCCAGUCACAGCCCCCACCACCACCUCCAAAAUGGCCUGGAAUGAUCUCAAGUGAGCAGCUGAGCUUGGAACUGCACCAGGUGGAAAGGGAAAUUGGGAAGAGAACCCGGGAGCUGAGUAUGGAGAACCAGUGUUCUCUGGACACGAAAAGCAAAUUGAAUACAAGUAAGCAAGCAGAAAAUGGACAACCAGAACCACAAAAUAAGGUUCCAGCUGAGGACCUUACAUUGACAUUCAGUGAUGUGCCGAAUGGAUCAGCCUUGACACAAGAGAAUAUCAGCCUCCUAUCAAACAAGACCAGCUCUCUGAACCUAUCAGAGGACCCUGAGGGAGGAGGGGACAAUAAUGACUCCCAGAGAUCAGGAGUUACACCCAGUUCUGCUCCCUAAAAUGAGGAGUCCUACUUUUAUCUUCUGCUCCUAACCAAUCUGCGGGGCAUAGGAGUAGGAGAAUGGACAACUUCUAAGCUUUUUCUCUGAGAAUGGUCAGAGAAAUCCAGAAGUACCGGAGGCAAUGUGCACAAACACCACUACUAAAAACAAACCCUGCACAUAGUUCACAUUAAUGCAUUUUUUAAUUUAAAAAAAAGAAAAAGAAAAAGAAAAUUAGCAGUAUCUGCAAGCAAUUCAGAUUAAAUUUGUUUUUGUUCUGUGAAUGAACUUUAUUUUAAUAACUUUGGACGCCUUGGAUCCAGGGCUUUAAAAAAAAAAGAAGAUAUUAUAUAUACACUCUGUUUGAUUAAUUGUAUGAUCUUAAUGAAGUAGGUUUUUCUCGUAUUUUGGUAUUAUUACAUACCCAGUGUAUAAUUCCUUACCCUCAGUCUUUUCCAGCUCUCAUAACCCCAUAAAUUUGCAUAGACAAAAAGCACCGGCCUUUCUAAGAAUUAUGCGGUGCUUGAGAAACAGACAGUUAUAGACUAGUUAUUAGAAAAUGUGCAGCAAACCAUGCUGUUAUUUGGAAACCAUAAUUUGCUUUCUCUUUCUGGGUCACUAGCUUCAUGUGUAGGUAGGUUUUCCAUGUGGCGUUAAAACUUUUUGUUGUUCAGGAAGGCUUUAUUCCUUGGUUUUGUUUUUAUUUCAGCUUUUCAGAAAGGUAAUUGCCAAUUAAUUUUUGAAGUCCUCCUUUCCAUAUUAUGGACUCUUUUCAUUCUCUUGAUGUAAUCAGAAAGAUGAGCCAAUUUUUAGGUUGCUUGAUUAGAUUUAAAUGGAGACUGUUUUAAGGAUGAACUGUGAUGUAUUAACACUGAAAAUACAUGCUUGGUUUAUUACCUAUGUUGAGCUGAUGGUUGGAAAUCUAGAGCUGUGCUUCUUUCUCCAAGCUGAACUUUUGCUGAAAUCAUAGAAUGUUAUAAAAACCAGGACAAUCAACCAUGUUUUAAAACUGCAACACUUGAUUUGAACUUAAGAUGAGCAGAGCCAGAUUUUUUCAAUGAAUGUUUUUGUUUUACUCUCAGAAACCAAAAGUAUAAAAUCCCUAUAUACUGGAGCCCUUGGCUUUCAAAGAGAUUUGGCAAAUAAGAACUGCUUGGAUCUUGUGGAUAGGUUAUGAACUGAUGACUUGUUGCUGUUCAGAAUCAUUAGCGCAAGUAGGUAGUAAGUACCUAGAAGUCACUUUCUGUAGACUUGGUUUUACAGUAUUGAAAAGAUUCUUCAUGAAGAUGUUGAAAAGAAUAAGGAGGGAUUUUUAUUAUUUAAUUCUGCUGCACAUAUUCUGAUGCCACAUGUCUAUACUGAACUAAGACCCUAUAAAACAUAUUUAAUGGGGAUUCUUUGAUACAGUCGCCUUCCUAUCCCUGUUUGCCUGGUUUUUAAAAAAAUUCCCCUUUCUGGAUUAUACUACUAAAACAGAAAGCACUGGUUAUGUAAUAAGUUACUGCAUUGCUUUGGUUGGGUAAAAGCAAGAGUUUGUAUUUUUCUUGUUUCUUGUUUUCUUAACCCUUGACUCCUGCUGAGGUCAUAACAACCUCAGUCUAAGCUCUGUAUCCAUCAUACUGUUAAAUGAAACAAAUGGGGGGGGGUGGGGGGAGGGUAACACAGUCCUGCCGUUGCCUACCAGUAGGAGAGUCCAAACAGAACACUCUUUUGAGUAGCAAUUAUUUAAUUUGCCCAGUCAAGGCACCGUGUUUAUAUACUAUUUCACAUUGAAUUUGAUUAUGCCCUACAGACCUGGCUGGUCAAGGAUUUGAUAUACACAUAUUGGCUUGGGAUUCGAGCUUUCUUUUUUAUUUAAAUAAAAAUUUAUAUAUAUUAUAUAUAUACAUAUAUACAUAGCUAUAUCUGUAUAUAUAUUGGGUAUGUUUUAUGGAUUUUUUCGCAUGAGCGCAGCUGUUGCGAUAAAAUGACUGAUUGGGAGGUAGAAGCACUGAAUGAAGAUGAGGCAUUUUGUCAGUUAUAUCCAUAUUUUCUUUUUUGUUUUUUUUUAAAUACAUUUUUUUGCCUUUUUUUUUUUUUUUUUUUUUUUCUUUAAAACCCUCUUACAUUUACUCUUUAAAUGCUUCUUGGGUUUUUUGGGAGAAGGAGAGAAAUUUAAUGUCUGGCAGAGUCCCAAGAUUUUUCAUUUCUCUCUGUAACUAUAAAAGGCAAUAAUACUCUUGGCCUCUAACCUUCUGUAGGCAGAUUUGGGCAGAUUAUUUCUCCUUUGGACAUGUUAGCUAAUUCUUAAAUUUUAGAAGCAGUUGGUUCAAUUUGGAACUCAAAAUGAUUCUGUUGUUGAAAAGGAAUUUAUGGGUAUUGAUUUUGUUGAAGCUUGGAAUAAAAGUAAAAUUCCAUUUGGGGUAUCUGUUGAAACCCCUAAUAACUCAACUUCUGUUAUUCUUACUUAUUUCCUUCAGAUACACUGAUUCUUGCUUUCACCGUUUUGAUUUUGUAAGCUAGGCAGGAACAGGGAUUAACUUACAUAGUGUUACUGUUCUGAAUACAACCAGAGAAGCCACUGUUCUGAACUGAUUUAAAAUAGUCCCUGUUGUGUUAGGUAUUUUCAUAGAGUGGGGAUGGUGUGUGUGGGGGUGGGAUCUCUUAAAUUGCAGCCUUAAUUCUAGCUGUACCUCUCUAAGUAGGGCCCCACACUCUGGAGGAAAUCUGGUUGGGUUGAAAGGCAGAAGAAAGGUAUAUUCUCCCAUUGUGCCUUUAACUUACCUAUUUUAAAUUGGUUACCCCGACUUACCUCAUGAAAAUUCUUACAACUUCCUAGUACUCACAAGCAGUUUUAGGAAUUCGGUAAAACCUCCAAAUUAGGCAGGUUUUUUCUUUGUUUUCUUCCUUUUCUGUGUGAUAUACCUUGUGAUAUCAUAAGCUUGUAAGUGUAAAUGGCCUGUUUGGGCAAAACUGCUUCCCUCCUUAACUGCUUUUUUGUGAAAAAUCUGUGAAAGACAUUGAUUUUUCUGGCUUUUAAAAUUUAUUCCUUUAGAGACAGUUAAAGAUGAAAUCAAUCAGAUAGGAAAUAUUUUUUAUGUUUUGGUUUUUUUUAUUUUUACUUAUUCAAAUAUUAAUUUCUUCUGAAGAUGACUGCUUUUCACUGAAUUCAAAAGCAAGACUCAACAUCUCAGAUGAACAUGAACAGUUGAGAGGGUUUAAGGUAGGAGAAAUAAGAAUUGUGUUCACUCUUGUUUGAGUAGCAAAACCAGAAUUUUAUUGCACCUAGGAAUUUUAAAAUACUUUUGACUUUUUCUUUCCUCAUCGUUCUCUGGAAAAGUGUAGAACUGAGAAUAAAAUGUCUAGAUUCAGUUUUCUGACUUAAAUGUAGUUCUUUUGCCUUACUUAUAAAUAUUGUCAUAAGUUCAGUUGAUAAUUUGCAGAGGCUAUGGAUAAUUUACAGAGGCUAAAGUGACCAAAGAUCAAUUCCUUGUUACUUUUCUAAUCAAAAGGAAAAUCAGUUACAAGUUUCUAGUAAUACUCAAAUAAGACACUAUCUCAAAUGCCAGCUACAAAAUAUUCAACUACUCAGAAUGUAUAAAAAUUUAUUUGGUACAGCAUUAAUGUGAUGAUUACCUUCUCCCAUUUUAUUUCCCUUCCCUUCUAGUCUUUCCCAAGUAUUUAUUUAUUUUUGCCUAAAAGACAAAAUUGGUAUGACUCUUAAUUUGCUACCUUGAGUAUGUUUCUCCAUCAAACUUUCCAUAGAUCUUCAGGGUUGGAGCUGAAAGUUCUUUUUAUUUUUUCUGGCCCUUUUCUAUCUUGCAAGUUGCCCUUGAUUUACCCACUGUCCUCCCCAAUCUGCAACAGUGACAGUUUGCUGCCUCAAAACAGAGCAUUCAAAUGAAUUCGCUUAGCCAAUAACUUCUGUGAAGUUGCCUUUUCUAAUGGUGUUAUUACUCAGUGAUGCACAAAUGUGGUAUUUGCCCUACUGGUAGGCAAACCAAGGUCUGGUUAGGAACGGUAACCUGCUGUUUUCUUUAAAGGAGAGCCAAAGACUUGUGCUUUACUCUGUUUUGGUUUGAGAGGAAAUAGUAGCCAUUUUGAUUGUGAAACCUUUUAGUAUCUGUGAGUUGAUUGUACUGUGUGCAAGUAGAUUUAUCUAAAGUUAACUGUUGAAGUUAACUGGCCUUACAAAAUGUAAGAGUAAUGAAAAUUCAUCAGUUUCUCUAAACCAGUGAAUGUCAUCUUUUACGAUAUUGUGUAUAAGCAGUCCCUCCUACCUUUUACUGAGAUUAUCUUGUCAUGAUAGCAUCCUUUGUUUUUGUUAUUUAACUUCUGCCUAUGGGAAAAUCUACUGUCACUAUGGUCAAGUCAUGGGACUGAGUAAAAGAAUUCAUCAGCAUGUGAUUGGUGAGAAAUAAUGAAGUCAGUAUAUGUUGGAUUAUAUUCAGAUUCAGAGAAAAAUUGACUUCUUUUCACUAAUGAGUACUCAGUUGCUAUUGCCUAUAAACAAAUGGUGACGGAUGCAUCUUUUUUGACUUUCCUUUUGCUCAUUUUAAAGAAUAUAGAAAAUCUGUCUGUAAAAAGCAUCUGUAAUGAUUUAUAUUUCUCAUUAAAAGGAAAGGCCCAGUGACUUUUUAGGGGAAAUUAAUAACCUGCCUGGAAACUUAACUUCAGUGUUUACUUAGAUUUUUACCUUAAAAGAGUCCAAUUGUGUUUAUUUUUUAUUGGUGAUAUACAGUUACAAUGUUUGCAAGGUGAUCUCCCUGAAAAAAAUCUACCUAUCCUUUUAGAUAAAAAUUAGAGCUAUUAAACGAAAGCAGAUUUCACUUUCGACUUUAGGGGUUAGACAGCAAGCAGUCUGCUGCUGUUACCAGCUACCUGACUGCCCAUUUUGCUGGUCCACGUUCAUGACUCUCUACCUUGGGACACUCUGAUUUUUAUAUUUAUUUGUUUCUUCAGCUCAACUUUACAAAAUUUUCCUGCUGAAAUUACUUAUUGGGAGUUCUAAAUGGAUUGCAGUUAGUAUUUUUAAAAAAUUCUUAUUUCAACUAUUCUGAGCCACUUGAAAAAGGUAGUGUUAAUUGUAGUAAAUGCCAACUAAAGAUUUGGUUCUUAAGAUUCCAUUUCUUUGACUGUUAGAGAUGUUGUAACAUAUUAUAUUCUAAUUCGUAAGUAAUACUAGCUAUGACGUUAAUGAAAAAUGAACAAUAGGAAACUACCACCACCAAGACGAAGUAACACCGCUAAGUAAUAAAUGUAUUCCCAGGGGGUGGACCUUCAACACUGCACUGAACGAGCAGGUAAAGAGCCCUUUGAAAUCCUAUUGUGGCAAAGGAGCUUUACCUCACCACUGGAAUCCUUAUUUUCAGGGCCUCUGAAUUUUCAGCGAAACACUGAAUUUUCCCUAAACUUUAUUCCCAAGCAGAACAUCCCUAGAGUAAUAACCUUUAUUUUCACACACACACAAAUAAAGCAUGUUAUUGUGAAAAAGAGAGAGAACUUAAAAUACACUUCAAGACAAUAUUGUGUCCAAAAUGUGUAGUUGGAAAAGUAAAAUCCUGUGGAGCUUGUUAGCCUAAUGUAUGUUAUAUACCAGAUAAGGUGACUUACUUUCUUAUAUUCAGGUCUCACGUUUCUAGUUGGGGUUUUUUUUGUGUGUGUGAUUUUUUGUUUUUUGUUUGUUUGUUUUUGUUUUUAAUUUAAUCUCUAGACAGAGCUCACAAGUCUUUGGCAUCCAUUCUAGGUUGUACACUCAGAGUCGUCUUAUAACUGGAAACUGUCAGGUGGUCCCCUACCCCAACCCCAGCUGGUGUACGAAAGGGUCAAGAGAAGAAUGAAAACAAACCAUUGGGAGGAUAAUUGGUAGCCCUUUUUUUUUUUCUGGACUGAUUUUUAAAAAUCACCAUUUAUUAGCAUAAUCUCUCUCCACUGAUUGGCUGCCAUUCUCGCAAUAAUAUGUCUGAACCAUCCUGUAAACUGUCCCACUGAUUUCAAGGCAUUUUCAGCUUUUGCUUAUCAUUUUUACAUCCUCUGUUCAACUAAAACAUUGUUCUGAGAGCUGCUUUAUCCAGGUAUAUUGCCUAGAUCUUCUUUACGGUCCCGUCCCCCCCCCCCCAUUUCAUCCUUUCUCUUCUUUCCACUUUCUGGGAAUGAAAAGAAAAAGGGCUUUUUUUUUUAAUUGUAUUCAUUGAUCCAUUGGCCUCAUUAUCUUAACUUUAUGAUCAGUCUAUAACUUGCGGGAACAAGAGAAAUGGAUAGAGUGAAUUCAGAUAAUGAACAAAACCUUUCACCCACUUAAACAUUUUCCAGUUGUGAGAUUCCUCUUCUUGUGUGUGGUCUCUUCCCCACGUUACUCCUCUUACCCUUUUCCCCUGACCAUGGUCAAUUUGGUCUUUAGGCUCAAACCAGUCUCCUGGAGACAUUCUGCAGUCAUUAUCACCUUUUUGGGUGGAUUUUAUUUUGUUUUAUUUUGUGGGGUUUUUUUUUUUUUUAGUAACUUUUUAACAUUGAUGCAUAUUUGCUUGGAAUAGAGCUUGUGUAAUUUACCAAUCGUAUUGAUUGUAUGUGAUUGUGCCCUGCAGAGGUAUAUUUAACAAGACAAAAAUAAUCUAGGUUAAUAAAGGAGCCCAUGAGAUUUGAGUCAGAGGUUAUAAGUAAUUUCAUGAAAUCACUUACAGUUUUAAUAGUGAGAAUUUAUAUCUUCUGUUCUUAUAAAUUAGUGCUAGACAAAAUACCAUUUUUAACAGUUUUCUUGUAUUCCUACUUUUUUCCUUGCCUUAGCUCCCUCUUCUUUAUCGCCUGCCUCUCCCCACCUAUUCAGAAAUUAAAGUAUUGAACCUUAAUGGGACAACUGCUUUUUAAAUUGCUGAAGUUUGUGAAAUUUUACUUUUUCCAAGUGUUUCCAACUUUUCUUUAAAAAGUGAAGACAGAUAAUGGGUUGGAAUUUCACAAGCUGUGAAUAAUUCCUUUGCACCAGGCAAACUGUGAGAUCUUAUUUGAAGACUAUGUUUUGAGAGUUCUUUGGGAAUAGGAAAAAAAAAAAUCCUGUUUGAUACAGACCAUUUUCCUCUCUUUUUAAAAUCUGUUUAUAUUUCCAGUUUUUAAACAGCUUUUUGGAAAGUGAGGUGGAAAAAAAUAAUAGUAGGAAGAUGUUUAGGGUAGUAAAACUCUGGGUCUGAAUAAGUACACAUUCUACUUGUUGCAGGGUUUUGAGAGGAGGAGGGCCAUCUUUUUCAAUUUUGUAUUAUCUGUGUGCAUGUUGUUUAUAUCAAAGAUGCCACACUUUGUUAAAAUGCUAUUCCUUUCUUGAUUAUCUUGGAAACUGACUCAGCCUCAUGUUGCUCCUAGUUAGUGUUUAAGGCUCCCAUGAGUUGCAGAUAAAAGGACUAUUUUAACAAGUAGAAGGAGGUGAUUCACCUUUUGGUUUGUAAAUAUAUGGAAGUGUCUACAAGGUCUUUAUCUGCUUUCUGUCAGCAUUUAUAUUAAAUGAUAAAUUAAUGAGGAGAAA